Molecule: messenger RNA, 705 nt
Organism: Ceutorhynchus assimilis (cabbage seed weevil)
Lineage: Eukaryota; Metazoa; Arthropoda; Insecta; Coleoptera; Curculionidae
Source: the annotation of a GenBank genome assembly
GGGACCGGGAAUUUUGCGGUAAAUUGCCGAAUUGAGAUUUUUAUAUAUAAGGGAAUAAUGCGUUACGGUGGUACUCACGACCAGCAUUCAUACAAGUUUAUUUUGUGCCUAUUCGAUAAGCCUAAAAAUGAACGCUAUUGUGAUUUCUUUUGUUGUUGUUGCCUCAUUGGCUUUCGUUAAUGCCGACCUAACCGACGAGCAAAAGGCAAAAAUCGUAGCCAAUGGCAAACUAUGCGUAGGUGAAACUGGCGUCGAUACUGAAUUGAUCAAGCAAGCCCGUAAUGGAAAAUUUGUCGACGAUGAAAAGCUGAAAUCUUUUACUUUCUGCAUGUCCAAAAAACACGGUUUCCAAAAUGAUGCUGGUGAAAUUCAAACUGAAGUUGUUAGAGAGAAGAUGACUCAGGUUCUCGGCGAUGCGGAUGUUGUUAAUAAACUCAUUGAAACUUGUUUGGUCCCCAAAGAAUCUAACGAGGCAACGGCUUUUGAAACUUUCAAGUGCUACUAUGAAAAUACUCCCACCCAUGUAUCGAUUCUGUAAAUUUAUUUAAAACGUUAUUAUGCUUACAUGUUUUUAUUAUUGAUAAAAUGAAGGCCUGCUUUUUACCUUACCUACUAGUUGUUUUCUUGUCCUUCACCCAAAAUUUCAGUAAUUACUAAGUUGACAAUUUUCUGUAAUUAAACUUUUAAAUUAAAAGUUGUUCUAUU